AUGGCGGAAGAACGAGCAAUGGAUAGAGGUGCUUCUGCAGCUUUGAAGAAUCAGGACUUGACGGAUGGUAUUUACGAAGAUGCGAAGACUGAUGCUGCUCGUUUCGGCGCAGCCAAAGAAUCCUCUACUACAGGCUCCAAUGCAGCUUUCAAUGCUGGAGCUGCGUCAGGCACGGACUCGGUCAGUGGCCAGUCUGACGCGACAUCGACGUCUCAAUCCGCGAAGUCGAACUCGGAGUUCCAUGAUGCCGUGCAGAAGGCUGCGGAUAAAGUGUUGGGGAACCAGUAA
This is a messenger RNA of Fulvia fulva, 288 nucleotides long. RefSeq lists its product as uncharacterized. The transcript is spliced from 3 exons. The record is from RefSeq and is a predicted model, not a curated record. The coding region runs from base 1 to 288 and encodes 95 amino acids. NCBI's taxonomy places the organism in Eukaryota, Fungi, Ascomycota, Dothideomycetes, Mycosphaerellales, Mycosphaerellaceae.